GAAGAAGAGGAGGAGGAGAAAAGCAGCGAGCGCAGCGGAGGGCGCUCAGACCCGCAGCGGGAGGACGGCAGCGCGACGCCGGUGUCGAUCAUGUCUCUGGCCGGGAAAGUGGCUCUGGUGACCGGAGGAGCUCAGGGCAUCGGAAGGGCAGCGGUCCAGUCUCUGCUGAAGAGCUCGGCCAAGGUUCGGUUCUGUUCCAAGGUGGCCGUGGUGGACCUGAACAAGACGGUGGGGGAGCAGUGCCAGGCCCAGCUGGACGCCGAGUUUGGGGAAGGAAGGAGCGUGUUCAUCCAGUGUGACGUCACCCACGGCGACGCUCUGAGAGACGCCUUCCAGAGGACGGUGGACCAGUUCGGACGCCUGGACAUCGUCAUCAACAACGCCGGCAUCAACAACGAGAAGAACUGGGAGAAAACCAUCCAGGUCAACCUGACCUCAGUGAUAAAGGGAACCUACUUGGCCCUGGAGCACAUGAGCAAAGAGUACGGCAAGCAAGGAGGCACCAUCAUCAACGUGUCCUCCAUGGCAGCCUUCCUCCACUCCCCCCACCAGCCCGUCUACACGGCCACCAAACACGGAGUGAUCGGCUUCACCCGAGCGAUGGCGGACGCCGCCGCCCAGGACGACUACGGCGUCCGCAUCAACGUCCUGUGUCCCGCCUUCGUCGACACGCCGCUGCUGCACACCGUGGAGGAGGAGGACAACAUGGGGAAGUUCGUCAAGUUCAAGGACGACUUCAAGCAGAGCAUGAACAAGUUUGGGGUUCUACAGCCGUCGCUCAUCGCUGAAGGGAUGAUGAGGCUCAUUUCGGACCCGAGCCUGAACGGCGCCGUGAUGAAGAUCACCUGCGCCAAGGGAAUCCACUUCCACACGUACGAACCCAUGUCUGCCUGACCUCCGACCCGCAGGAACCGCGACCCGUUCAGAGGUUCUGGAAGCUAAACUGGAACCGGUUCCUCGUAGAACCUCGACUCUUUUGGUUGUUUUAGAGAAAUGCUGAAGAUGAUUCUGUUCUGCUUCCUGUUUGGACUCAGCAAAGCAGAACCGCUUCCUGUGGGAACCAAAAGUCCGGAAUCAGCUGAUUUGACCAGAACCAGAACCGCCUGCUGAUGAGAAGGAGACGGUUCUGACCUGGUUCAGUCAUGGACAACCAAACAGCUCCUAACUCUGAUUGGUACCAGGUUCUGUUGGUACCAGGUUCUGAGGUAAGAACUGGUACCAACAGAACCUGGUACCAACCCCAGGGUUUCUCCCAGUUUGUGUUCACCAGUUGUGUUCUGGUCCAAAUCUUUGCUUCGGUUCAUCGCGGUUCUGCUCAGCUCUCUGAAGGUCCCACAACGUUUUCAUCAGGUGAAGGCCUGGACUUUGACUAGGCCACUGCAGCACUUUGAUUCUCUUCUUCUUCUGCUGUAGAUCUGCUGCUGUUCUGUUCGGUUCUGUUCUGACCCAGUUCAGACGGAGCUUCACUUUUUACUCCAGAAUAGGUUUGGUUCUGUUGUACUUCACUCAUUUCUGUCUCUGUGCUCCACCAGGUCCGGUAACCGGGUCCAGAACCCGACCAGAACCCCUCAGUGUAAAUGACCUUGAGAAAUAAUGAGAUUUGGUUCAAUAUAAAAACGGCUUUAAUGCUGAAAAUGAUCAAAUGUUAGAAGCCAUACAUGUCAUAGAAACGGAUCAGAACCAGAAUUACAUUCACCGUCCAGCGCCGGCCCACUGGGCUCCUUCUGGACGGAACCAGAUGGGGCCAAGAUUAGAGCUUUUAUUCUCCUCUGCAGCCCUCCCUGAAGGCCAGUUAACCAGGUUCAGUCUGUUUACUGCUGGCAGACACACAUAAACAUGGUUAUGUAAGCUGCAGCGUGUAAGCAGAUUAAAACAGACAGAACCGACAACGGUUCAUAAAGAACAUCUCAACUGGCCUGAGAGGAGAAACAAAACCAAAGUAACUGAAGGUCAACAGAAAAUUCAAAUUCAAAAUACUUUAAUGAUCCCGAAGGGAAAUUAAGUGAAAGCAAACGGAUCAUUGACCUCCCUGCCUCCAGGGGGCGCCGAGUGUCCACUGAUGGAAAGGAGCAGCUGUGUUAGCAACAUUUUUUCUAGGCCAAUAACUCCAAGACUAUUCAGUGAAGGCUGGACUCACCUGGACUCACCUGAACUCACCUGGAUUCACCUGUCGGGCUUCGUUCACACAGCAGCGCUCUGCUUACGCCAGUAAAGAUGGCCGCCGCUGUGGGAAUGAAGCCAAAGAAAGAAGAAAAACAUUUUUCCUUCUGGUUGUAGGUUACAGUCAGGUGGGAAAUAAUCGUCUCUUAUUUAAAAAAUUAAACUGGAUCUAUUCCGGUUCCGGUUCCGGUUCUGUUCUGGUUCCGGUUCUGGGUCAGACUGGCUGCUCUGGAACCUCCCAAAUCUCUAACUCAGAGGUUUUUAAAAGAUGAACCAAAGAAUUUCUGCUUUUUGCAUCAACUUGUUUUCAGUAUAGAAAUAGUUUUCUGUUGCUUUAAAGGCUGAGUGGCUCCAGGGCGCCUCCUUGUGGCUGGUAAUUAUCGGGUUAAUUUGUGUUUUCAGGUAAAAUCAUCUGAUUUAUGUUAGAAAAACUUUUUAUGAAAAAUUGUGUUCAUAAUGUCAAAUUUCUGUAACUUGAUUUUAACUUAAAUUUAUCCUCCUGGUAUCAUCUGAGGACGGAGCCAGGAAAAAUGAUAUUAAUGUUAAUAUAAAUAAAUGCUGCUUCGCUUUUG
Messenger RNA from Xiphophorus couchianus (Monterrey platyfish), 2732 nucleotides. It is a transcript of the gene hpgd, whose product is annotated as 15-hydroxyprostaglandin dehydrogenase. Lineage: Eukaryota; Metazoa; Chordata; Actinopteri; Cyprinodontiformes; Poeciliidae. Gene Ontology annotation, cellular component: cytoplasm. Gene Ontology annotation, molecular function: oxidoreductase activity, acting on the CH-OH group of donors, NAD or NADP as acceptor. Bases 91 to 894 code for a protein of 267 amino acids. The transcript is spliced from 7 exons. The record is from RefSeq and is a predicted model, not a curated record.